Fimicolochytrium jonesii is the source of this 1499-nucleotide messenger RNA. RefSeq names its product GPI mannosyltransferase 2. Lineage: Eukaryota; Fungi; Chytridiomycota; Chytridiomycetes; Spizellomycetales; Powellomycetaceae. The record is from RefSeq and is a predicted model, not a curated record. The transcript has 5 exons. Bases 45 to 1376 code for a protein of 443 amino acids. Gene Ontology annotation, molecular function: alpha-1,6-mannosyltransferase activity; GPI mannosyltransferase activity. Gene Ontology annotation, cellular component: endoplasmic reticulum membrane; mannosyltransferase complex. Gene Ontology annotation, biological process: GPI anchor biosynthetic process.
CUCCACUUUCGCACUUUCGCUAUCCUCCCCCCAGGGCGGCCCAAAUGUCCCUCCCCAACCCAGCUUCCCCAACCACCCUCCUACUCCUCACCGCCCUCCUCUCCCGACUCACCACCACCCUCCUCCUCCUCCUCUCCUCCCGCCUCUCGCCCUACGACGCUUCCUCAACGGCCUUCUUCAGCGCCGACUUCACACCCCCGUCAUCACCAUCACCAACAUCAAAAGCCACGACGCACUUGAGCACGCACCUCCUCCCCUUCGUGCGAUGGGACGCCGUGUAUUUUUUGGGGAUUGCGGAGCGGGGGUAUCGGUAUGAGCAGGAGUUUGCAUUUUUUCCGGGAUUGAUGAUUGGAAUGAGGGGGUUUGCUGGUGCCAUACCCUUCGGGAACCUCAGGGACCGGCUAGUCAUCACAGGAGUACUCAUCUCGAAUGCGAGCUUCGUUGCUGCCGCAGUACUUUUGUACAAACUAGGCCUAACAGUCCUAGGCCCCAGCCACCACCGCACAUCCCUCACGGCCGCCCUCCUCUUCUGCAUCACCCCCGCCGGCGCAUUCAUGUCGGCGCCAUACACAGAGUCCCUCUUCGCAGCGACCUCCUUCCUGGGUAUGCUGUGCGUGGCUAGGAAGCGGUAUUUGAGCGCCGCGGUCAGUUUCGCGGCUGCGUCCGCGGUGCGUGCGAAUGGGAUCGUGCAUAUGGGGUUCUUUGUGUGGGAGUUUGUGGUUGUGCCGGGGAUGUUGAUGUUGAGGAGGGUUGGGGGGAAGACCAGCAUUGCCGCACUCAUCAGAAACAUCCUCCGCGCAACAUUCUACUCCCUCAUCGUCAUAUCCCCCUUCAUCGCAUUCCAAACCUACGCCUACACCCUCUUCUGUCCCGCCGCCGACUCGUCGCUCAGACCUUGGUGUAAUGCAACCUCACCCCUGAUCUACUCCUUCGUGCAAAAAGAGUACUGGAACAACGGCUUCCUCACCUACUACCGUCUCCACCAACUCCCCAACUUCCUCCUCGCCCUCCCCAUCUUCACCCUCCUCUUCACCGGUCUCCUACAAUGUAUCACCCACGACCCGCUCGCCUUCUUCACCCUCGGCCGCCUCACACAACCCAAAUCUCAACCCCCACCCCUCCUAAUCAUCACAAACCCCGCCCUAGCGCCACAUAUCUACCUCAUGACCGCGUUGACGAUCUACUGCGCGACGAUGAUGCAUGUGCAGGUUGUGGUGAGGUUUUCGACUAGUUUGCCGGGGCUGUAUUGGGUUGCUGGGGGACUGAUGGGCGGUGAUGCACGGAGAGGGAAGUGGGGGAGGCUGGUGGUGGGGUAUUUUUUGGGGUAUGCGGGGGCGACGACGGUGCUAUUUGGGGGGUUUUUGCCGCCUGCUUAGGGGUUGGUAGCAUCAGAAUCUACAAGUAGAGUUGGACCAUGCAUGAAAGGCAGAGAGCACGCUUCUGUGCGAUGUGCGGGUCCUCCCGAGUCCUUGUGGGGAUGUCGCCUUCUCCGCGAGAGC